UAUAUUUUACUAUAUUUAGAAAGUGAUUUAAUCAUAAGCAAAACUUAGAUCAUCGCAAACCUUACUAACAUUAUGUUUUGACAUAUUUGUUAAAAUCUGCGGAAAUAUUUGCUGUCUUCAGUAUCAACGUCUUGAAAGAAAAAGAUCAUAUCUUCUGUAAGGCACCUGCUACUAAAAUAUCCACUUCCGAAAUGGCGUGUUCGUCUGUCGUUGAAGAAGAGAAGAACUGUAAACUAACGUACUUCUUCCGAGAUUUACUGAACAAUAAGAUUAAGUUUCAAAUACCCCCGGAUGAAACAAAAGACAUUGUUCUUGCUGUAGAGACACUUGUACAUGACAUUGUUUUGCGAGUGGCAAAUAAUGUAAAAUGGUUAGGUCCAUAUGACAAACUCCGAAUACUUAAAGUUGGAAGCAUGGCAGAAAGAACGAGCAUAGUUAACCCCGAUGAGUUUGAUUUUCUUAUUGUAACUCAUCAGGAUGGGGUGAAAGUUAAACGCGAUUGCAGCGGAAAAGAAAGAGAAGGAUAUGCACAUGUUAAAGUUUUGGAUCAGCGCCUUCGAUCUCUUUGGGAACCUUUUCUUCUCGGGGACUACCUGAAGGGAUCUUUCAGUCAUGAUUUUUUCGGAAAGAUCACUGAAUUAGUUGGUUUUAUUAGAUCAGUUGGAAGGAAAGUGCGGAGAAAAGAUCAUCGUUUUCAGAGCCUUUUUGAUCCUUGUAACGACAGUCUGUCAAACGCAUUUAUGUCAGAGGUCGUAAAAGUCAUUCAAAGUUCAGGAGAUAUAAGAUGCAGCAGAAACACGGGUGCACUACGGGUCGAUAAGGAUGUUGUUAAUCACGGUCCAGCGUUCAUGCAUACAUUUAUAUGGGAAUCAAAAACCCGGAGAAGGCCCGAGACGAUAACUAUUGAUAUGACUUUGGCAAUAGAAGUAAACAUGUCACGACACGGAAAUGUGAUUGCAGAGAAUGAAACAUUUCAUUCAGGAGUAUGGAAAAGGCUCGAAAGACACGGUAGAUAUAUGCUAAUUCCGUGUAAUGAGUCAACGGCAUGUGAUGAUGGCCUUUGCUUUCGUAUAACAUUUACGGAGACAGAGGUCGAGCUUGUCCGAAACCUAAGCGAUCAUCACAAAGAAUGCUACAAGCUUUUGAAAUACAUCUUCAACAGCGGAGGAGGAUAUUCAUAUAUACCGUCUUAUGCAUUCAAAAUGCUUGUGAUAAAGCAUGACUUUAACUGUCGGGAAAACGCAAAUCUGGCAGUUUGCUUUAAAAUCAUCGUAGCGUCUUUGCUGUAUGAAAUUAGCAAGGCUGAAAGGAAAGAACAAAUAGAACCAAGUAGAUUGGUAAGAAUGUUUAUGCCGGGAUGGAAAUUCGGAAUUAACGUAUCCAGUAUUUUCAUUAAAACACAUAACGUUCUUGUUGGCAAAGAUUUCAAAUUUACACGUGAACAGUUUGUUUCUUCAAUAGAGAGAAUGUUAGAAUCUUUAGAAGAGAUCAAUAAACAGGAGAAACCUGAUUACUCGGUUCUGAAUAUUGUAAACGGCCAUAAAACAGGAGCUCAAGCAUAUGCAAAUCUAAUGGUACCAUUUAUGAACAAACAUUUCAGACUUGUUCAAAAUUGCCUUGAAAAUUACUUCAGGCAAUACAGAGGAAGACAUUAUAUGAAAAAUCAUCGAACUGGUUUCGAUCAAAACAUGUAUAGCAUUUAACUGCCCAGCCAUAUGGUUUCACAUUAUAUAUUAUGUAGGCAAUACUAGCUUGCAUUAUCUUUUUAACAUGUUUUUUUCUUGUUGUGGAUAACCUGAAAGGUUGUAAUUUAUUGACAUUUUUAGUCAUUCAAAGGGCGUAGUAAUACAUGCAUAAUUGCACUUUGUUCAGAAAAUUUGAUUAUUUUUCUAUAUUAAGAAUAAGUCACAAGAUGCAUUGUUCAUUUUAUUUGAUGAAAAUAUCAGUCACUGUGUCUGUUUUAGCACUUUAAUUUGAAACCUUGAUAAAGUGUGAUUCUUCGGAAGCAUUAAACACAACAAAAUUACAUGAAAAUUGCAGACUCGGGUUGUUUAGUCUGUACAUAAAGGAUAAUGAAAACAUGCAACAUCCCUCAUUUAUAGACCUAUCAUAGUUUAUCUUAACAAAAUUAUCUACUUUAUUGAGUUUGUAAAGCCCGGUACCUAAUAUAGAUCUGUGUUAGCCUCAAAUUGAUAUGGAUGCAAAUUUAUUUAUUAUACAUAAUCACAGCAAUGAUAAUAUUUUAGUCGUGCAUUUUUACCGUACAUUAAACCUUUAAAGCAGCACAAAUUCAGAUUUCUGUUAUUUGUAUGAAAACACGAAGCUGAUUUAAUGUGUAAAAACUAAAAAUACAGUAAAGUGUAACAUUUUACCCAUUUCACCAUUGGAAUGAUCGAAUCUGUUUAACAAAAAACACAUAAACCAUAAAUCAUUGAUUUGUAUUAGUGUUAAUAUGAAAUAGUAUAAUAACUAGAUCUAAAUCUGAUGCGGCGAUAUUGUCAUACAAAAACGGUUUGGCAGAAAAUAACCGAGCGUUCAAAAAUAUAACACUUAAUACAUGUUAUAUAUCAGAUAACAAUUGGAGACGCAAGGGUUCCGCAUGAUAUACUAAUUGAACGUUUAUCUUCACAUUUCAUAUAAUAUGUCGAUAAACAGAUUAUUAUGUUUUAUAUAAUUGGUAGAUGUUGACGGUUUUGUGCAUUUUUACUGUUUCUAGAAGAUAAAUGAGCCGCGCCAUGACAAAACCAACGUAAUGCGUUUGCGACCAGCAUGGAUCCAGACCAGCCUGCGCAUCCGCGCAGUCUGCUCAGGAUCCAUGUUGUUCGCUAUCAGUUUCUCAACUUGAUUGUAAGCGAACAGCAUGGAUCCUGAUCAGACUGU
Molecule: messenger RNA, 2880 nt
Organism: Ruditapes philippinarum (Manila clam)
Lineage: Eukaryota; Metazoa; Mollusca; Bivalvia; Venerida; Veneridae
Exons: 2
Coding region: 192-1703 (503 amino acids)
Source: RefSeq, a predicted model, not a curated record